GGAAAAACACAGAUGAAGAAAAGUUUGAACAACGCAGCAAGGCGGGAAGCAGCAGACAGUAGGGUUGCAGAAACUACCUACGCAGCAGCAAUCAGGCUCACUGGACUUACUUUUCAAGAAGUUAAGGAAGAUAACUGGAGAUGUGAUAACGAUACCAGCAAAAAUUGUUGAAGAAGACUGAGAAGAAACUGCCCCUCAUUAGAAAGAUGAUGGAGACCACAUUUCCCCUACGCCGACAGACCAUAGUGAUGUCCUGCCCACCAGUGAACGACCUCAUGGACCUCUGGCCUGCUCUCAAAAUAGAGUCUGAGUUGUAUGCAGAGUUCCAGCCAAUUACAAAUCAGAACCUGCCCAACACGUGCUAUGCUGAGCUUGACCGCUAUCUUCCUCGACUGAUAACCUUAUUCAGACGGAAGGCAUCAAAAACUGGGAAGACAGCAGAUGCUCUGGCUGAAAUUUUAAAAAUCCACGAUGAACAGGAAAUCCAUGACAUCCACACCAAGCGCACUACUGUUCUCCACAUCCUUCCUGUGUAUCUGCGCGAGGACGUCUCUGGAUGUUUAAGAACCUGCACAGAUGAGUCUGAUGAGCCAGAGCUUGAUGGUGUUGCAGUGGGCCUCAUUACUUUCAUCGGUGACCAUGACGCAAGUCCAGUUCACUACCACCCUGUGAGAAUCACUGUCGUCAUUGAAAGUGAUGCCGUGGUCAGCCUUCCCAGACUUGCCGAUGCCUUCCUGGUAAUCUGUGGAGUGAUCUAUGCACUGCACCUCAGCUAUCCCAAAGCACUGACCAACACUUUUGAAUUCACUCAAAAGAUUUAACUUGGUCUAGAAAGUGGUAAACUAUCCCCGAGGUUGCAGACCCUCAAGAAUGAAUUAAUGAUGUAGAAACUCAUCUGAAAAAAAGGGCUGCAGGGUAAAGCAUUAUAAAAGGCUAGUUCAA
This is a messenger RNA of Perca fluviatilis (European perch), 942 nucleotides long. RefSeq lists its product as uncharacterized. Bases 207 to 821 code for a protein of 204 amino acids. NCBI's taxonomy places the organism in Eukaryota, Metazoa, Chordata, Actinopteri, Perciformes, Percidae. The transcript has 6 exons. The record is from RefSeq and is a predicted model, not a curated record.